Camellia sinensis is the source of this 1490-nucleotide messenger RNA. It is a transcript of the gene PPR336, whose product is annotated as pentatricopeptide repeat 336. Gene Ontology annotation, molecular function: protein binding. Lineage: Eukaryota; Viridiplantae; Streptophyta; Magnoliopsida; Ericales; Theaceae. The record is from RefSeq and is a predicted model, not a curated record.
AGAGAUUCCACAAGAGUUCAAUCUCUCUCUAAAACCCUUAUUUUUUGCAGAACCAUUUUCUAUUCACACAUUCUCUCUUUAGCUCUCUGAAUCAUGGCUUCUCUCUCAAAGCUUCGUCUAACCUCAAUCCAACGACGAAACUUUUCAUCAAUCCUAAACCCUAACUCCAACACUCCUCUCUCAAGCAAAGACAAGUCUCGAGCCGCUCUCUCUCUCCUCAAAUCCGAGAAAAACCCAGAACGUAUCCUCGACAUCUGCCGCGCCGCUUCUCUCACUCCCGACUCUCACCUCGAUCGAAUCGCCUUCUCAGUCGCCAUUUCCAAGCUCUCCGACUCCAAUUACUUCGAGGGUAUUCGCUCUUUUCUCGAAGAACUCAAGUCUCGUCCCGAUCUCCGAACCGAGAAAUUCAUCUCCCAUUCCAUCGUUCUAUAUGGUCAGGCUGGUAUGCUCGAUAAUGCACGCCAAACGUUCGAGAAAAUGAACGACUUGGGUAUCGAUCGGACCGCGAAAUCUCUCAAUGCCCUUCUUUUUUCUUGCAUUGUUGCGAAGAAUUAUGGUGAGGUAAACCGUAUUUUUCUUGAAUUUCCUAAAAAGUAUGGAAUUGAGCCGAAUCUUGAUACUUUCAAUGCUGUUAUUAAGGCUUUUUGUGAGUCGGGUUCGUCGAGUUCUGUGUUUUCGAUAUUAGCUGAGAUGGAUAGGAAGCAUUGUAAGCCUAAUUCGACGUCUUUCGGGACUUUGAUUGCUGGGUUUUAUAAGGAAGAGAAGUAUGAUGAUGUUGGGAAGGUUUUGGAUUUGAUGAAGAAGAAGUAUGAUUUGAGUCCAGGGAUUAGUAUAUAUAAUAUUAGGAUUCAGAGUUUGUGUAAACUUAAGAAAUCUGUGGAAGCUAAGGCUUUGCUUGAUGGGAUGUUGUCGAGGGGGAUGAAGCCGAAUUCGGUUACGUAUUGUCAUUUGAUUCAUGGGUUUUGUAAGGAAGGGAAUUUGGAUGAAGCAAUGAAGUUGUUUAAGAAAAUGGUUAAUAAUAGUGGGUGUAAACCGGACAGUGAUUGUUACUUCACUCUGGUUUACUUCCUAUGCCAAGGUGGGGAUUUUGAAAACGCUUUGCAGAUUUGUAAGGAGAGUAUGGCGAAGGGUUGGAUUCCUAAUUUUGGAACCAUGAAGUCGCUUGUGAAUGGGCUUGCAAGCAUUUCAAAGGUUGAUGAGGCACGGGAACUCGUUGGGCAGAUGAAGGAGAAAUUCUCGAAACAAGCUGACAUGUGGGAUCAAGUAGAAGAGGGUUUGCCUAAGUAGGGAAGACAAACCUUGAAACAUGGUAUGCCACAGUUUCUGUUACGGAGGACCAUGGGAAUAAAAUUGAAAAUUAGGUGGAUAUUUUCUAGAAAAUGGCAUCUAUAGAGAGAUUCCCAUCUUUCAUUUCAUUUGUUGAACUAUCUGAAAUUGUGUUGUUGCUAAAAUUUUCAAAAUGAAGAUGCUGUUUUAGUUGGAUUCUGUUA